Molecule: messenger RNA, 4340 nt
Organism: Leptopilina heterotoma
Lineage: Eukaryota; Metazoa; Arthropoda; Insecta; Hymenoptera; Figitidae
Product: zinc finger protein 814-like
Exons: 4
Coding region: 459-3125 (888 amino acids)
Cellular component (GO): nucleus
Source: RefSeq, a predicted model, not a curated record
CAAUCUAUAGCCAACUUCAAGUUGAUAGAUAAUGUCCCUAAAAUAACCUUGUUGCUUGGAUAAUUUUUUACUUCUCAAUUAAUAAAUGGAAAAAUAGGUGUGAAAAUAAAGAACAAUUCGUCCCAGUCACAAUGGAGUCAAAAGUUUUCGACAAAAAUUCUCCUCCUUCAUGGCAAGGGAAAGAAUGAAAAAAAAAGAACUAUUGUUUUAUGGUGAUAAAAUUGUGUCUCUAAAAAAGAAGGAAAUUUUUAUAUAAAUAACCGAUUAAUAAUUAACUAUCAUAAUUAAUAGUUGUGCGUGUUUUUUUUUUGAAUGAAUCGGCAAACCGCUUUGAAUCCCCGUAAAAUGACAGUACCUAACUUGACGUAAGGUGAAACUAGGUGUAUACAUUCUAGUAGGAGGCGUUUCGUAUCGUAUAUAUAAAAAGCCGCUUUUUCUCAAAAAAAAGAAGGAAAAUCAUGGACUCCCAUGAUGAGGAAUAUGUCACUUUUCCACUUUCCAAUGUUCAUGAUGAAAUGCAACAGACUGUUAUUUCCCAUGAGGAAAUAUGCGAACCUGUCGAGGAAUGUGUUCUCGAUGAUGAUUUAACUGAAAUUCCAGUGAAUGAGACAAAUUCAACGAUCACCGAGACUCACGUGGCGGUGACAAUUUUAAAUGACGGUCAAUCGGACGAUGACGAUGAUGGCUCGUCCGUUUAUCCGAUUUACAUAAAGGAGGAGCAUCAAUAUACAUCGGGCGAUGAUGAGUCAAUGGCUGUCGAAGCCCUCAGGCAACUCGGUGGCAUGUAUCCGAAUUUUAAUGAAAAGAAAAUUGGCUGCUCCAAUUGUUCGAAUACAUUCACACAGGCAGAAUUCGUCAAACAUCAUCAGACUUGUGUUCCCGAUAAAUUUGCCUGUAGCACGUGCGGCGAGAAAUUUGAGAGAAAAAUUGAUUUAGUCAAUCAUACGGUGUGUCAUCAGGUUGACAGACCACACGCUUGUAGGACUUGCGGUAAUUUAUUUAAAUCAAAAUCCCUUCUUCAGGCACAUAUGACGGAAUAUCAUCAAAUUGAAAGACCACAUAAAUGUGCAAUUUGCGGUGCCGAUUUCAUGAGACCGUCGAGUUUAUCGAAUCAUAUGAAAAUUCACACUUACGUCGCUGGUCGUGCGAUAAUGCAAGCGCAGGACAAUAAUGUCGGACAAAGCACUGAAUCAUUUAGAAAGUGGUCGGAGAAUAAUGUUAAUGAAACGCAAACUAUUUCGGUGCCAUCGUCGUCGGUGCAAAUUAUUCAAAACUACGAUGUCUCACAAGUUCAAUGGUCAGUUCCUGGUUAUACUUUUACCAAUGAGCAGGUUGUCAAUUCACUUGGCAGUCAGGAUAAACUCGAUACUUUACAAGAAUUCACAGUGAUGCCAAACGGAGAAGUAACACAAUUUGAAUACGCUGCACAAUCUGAAAUCGCCAAUCAAAUUGGCGAUUAUAAUUUAUCGUUAAAUUCAUUUUGCACAUCCGAUGCAAUGGUGAAAGUUGAAAGUCUAACAUUUAACGAUAAUCGAAGAAAUUUCAAUGAAGUGGAAAUAAUUGAGAAUAAAGCAUACACGUGCAAUCAAUGUGGCGUGAGUUUCAGUCGUCCUAAUGCAUUGACAACACAUGAGAAAACGCAUAAUGUUAAAACAUGGGCAACGCCAAUUGAAUGCAAAUAUUGUGACAAACAAUUUCAAGAUGAAAAUCAUUUGUCGACACAUCAGCAAACAUGUGCAAAGAGAAUAAUGCAAAAUUGCAGUGAACAAGGCUUACCAAAUAGCCGAUGGGGUAAACACGCUUGUUCCGAGUGCGGCAAAAAAUUCACCACUAAACAAAAAAUGUUUAGGCAUCAGUGGAUUCACAGGAAGAAGACGCAUUCGUGUGAAGUUUGUGGAACACAAUUCGAGAAGCAGAAUCAAUUGGACGAGCACAGACUCGCCGCUCAUCCUGGUGAUUCGCCCUUCACAUGCAACGAAUGCGGCAAGAGUUUCGUCUCGAGACAAGGACUCUGGGAACAUGGACGAAUGCACGCCGGAAGUCCCGCUCAUUUUCAAUGUGACGCAUGUUCAAAGACAUUCUCAUCCCGUCAAGGCUACUUAAUUCAUCAUCGAACACACACCGGUGAACGGCCCUACGGCUGUAAAUUCUGUUGGAAGGCUUUUCGCGACGGUGGAACAUUGAGAAAACACGAGCGCAUUCACACCGGAGAGAGACCUCAUGUUUGUCCCCUUUGCACACGAGCCUUCAAUCAAAAAGUCGUACUACGAGAGCAUGUGCGAUGGGUUCAUGCGGCCGGUAAAAAUGAAACCGGCAUCAGUGGUCCUCCUUUUCCAUGUCCUCUCUGCGGCUCACUAAAUCAAGAUCGCGACGAACUCUGUGCACACAUUGUAAAGCACUCGGAUCAAAUGAUCGCCGAGGCGAAGGCAAAAACACUCGCCAAUAAUAAUGCUCCAAAAUCAUCAGCGACAACAACAAAGAAGAAGAAAAAAUCCGGUUCAACAUCGAAAAUGCCGGAGAAUUUAAUUACACCCACUGAACAAAAUGAAGCUCUACUAUCAAUCACCGAUUCGUCAAUGAAAUCCGACGACUGUCAAAUAAUUGACGGACAAAUUGAAAUUCCAUAUCGGGAAGAUGAUGACAUACCCUCUGAUCAUGGGAAUUUAACGAUAGAUAAUGAUUUGAUUAAUUCAACAAGUCACGUGGAAGUGAUUACAACAACUACCACUCAUUUCAUUCCAUUUGAAAAAUUAAACGACGCCAUGGAAAUUCUUCCUGAUAAGCAAGGUAAUACAUUGCAUUUGAUAUCGAAGCAAAAUGAAAAUUCGCCAGUAUUGGCGAUACCAAAUCCACAGGGUAGUGACAAUUUUUCAAGUCAAAUUGCGCACAUUUCCAAUUCUGAUUUACCGAUGAAUGUUGUGACACACGUUGUGAAAAAUGUUGUUCGGAACUUAAAAUCUGAUGUGAAUGAUGAAACAAAUUUAAUGCACGAUGAGGAUUUGAAAAAUGUUAUUCAUGAAAGUCAAUAUGAUAGUGACGAUGCCGAUGAAAUGGUCUGUGGCAUUUGUGGUGAAGAUUUUCAUGAUAAAAAUUUACUCAUGGAACACGUAAAAAUUCACAUUUAAUUCAAUGGUUAUCACGCUUCAAAUAUGUGAUAUUUUGUUCAUUAAAGUUGAGAAAUUGGAAACAAAAUUUUACGCUUUGAAGAUAAUUUAAAAGGAAUUCUAUAUUUUACAGUUAAUAUAAGUUUUUUUCUUAAGUUAUUUGCAUUUAACUUUUAAUUAUAGUUCAUUUUUGGUUCUAAAAUUCCCGUCUUGUCGGAAAUUGUGGUAAAAUUUCAAAUUUCGAAUAUUUGAUUUCGUACAGAAACAAAUAGAGAUGAAAAUGUUUUUAAGAAUUGGACAAAAUUAAACAAAAAAAUACUAUUCAUCAGAAAAAAUUUUUAAAAAGUGUAAAACAUGUAAUCUCUUUAAAUGAUUUAAAAGUUACAAUUUUUCUGACAGUUUAGAAACAAUUUUCGAUUUUCUAUUACCUAAAAUCAGAAAAAUCUAGUUUUUAAUCUAAACGUAAAAAUUACAUUAUUUAUGCUUUUAAAUAUGAUUUUGUUAUUUAAAGAUACAAAAAUUGUUUUAAUAACUUUUGUUUCCAAUUCUUGAAUAGUACUUACUUAGGGGAAAUUAGAACCAUUUUGUUUCCAAUUUUUCAAUAAUUGUGCAUAGUUGUUUAAACGUAAAAUACUUAAAUUUUGUUUCUAUAUUUACAUUUAUGUUAGAUUUUCAAUAAUUUUUAAUAAGGCGAUUAGAAAAGACAUUUUUUUCGAAACUAAUUUUUUUUAAACAGCGAAAAAAUAAUUGUAAACUUUUGCACUUAUCGACGCAGUAAAUUUGACAAAAAAAUAUAAUUUUUUUUAACAUCUUGACGAUGCAAAAAAUAUUAUAAUUUACUGGAGCAUAAAAAUUAAUAUUUUUUAUUUUUAAGUGUGAUACCAAUAAUUGUAGAUUAAAUAUUUACUUUAAUCUUUAUAAACUAAGUAAUGUUUAGUAAAAAAAAAGGACAAAAAAUUGGUAUAGAAUUGCUUCUCUAAUUAUGUUGUGUCACAAAAAUCACGAAAAUAUUUCAUAAUUUUGAAAUAUUAUAUUAAUUUUUGGUGCCCUCGAUGUAUUUUCUUCUAAAAAUUAUUGUAGAAAUAUUACGUGGAAUCAUGUAAUCAGUUUUCAUCUGAUUAUUACUUAAAUUCUUGAAAAAGUAAAAAAAAAAAUAAAAAAAAAUUUGUAUAUUGUAUGAAUGUAGAAUAUAUAUGUAUUCAAAGAAGCAUUAAAAAUGAAAAUUAUUCUUAACAA